Messenger RNA from Lytechinus variegatus (green sea urchin), 4953 nucleotides. RefSeq names its product protein WWC2-like. Lineage: Eukaryota; Metazoa; Echinodermata; Echinoidea; Temnopleuroida; Toxopneustidae. The coding region runs from base 320 to 3541 and encodes 1073 amino acids. Gene Ontology annotation, molecular function: molecular adaptor activity; kinase binding. The record is from RefSeq and is a predicted model, not a curated record. Gene Ontology annotation, biological process: regulation of hippo signaling; negative regulation of organ growth; cell migration. Gene Ontology annotation, cellular component: cytoplasm. The transcript is spliced from 20 exons.
AGGCUACGCUCGAGAUGCGGCAGGAGAGCGAGCAGGUGCUCUUUCGCUCGUGCCAAAUUUUGCUGGUCGCUAUAAUAAAAGAGCGAGCGGCGCUCGCGGCGACCACAGUAAUACCACUGAUCUCUAUUUUUCAGUGAGUAAUACGCAUAGAGCUACGUACGAACGUGCGCGCACGUGCACACUGAUGAGAGCGCGCGUACGUACGUAUAUGAUAUGUAGAUCUGUAAACAACAUGGCGGUAGAAAGAGUUUGUGGAGCCAGUGAGAGGAGAUAAAUCACAUCAUUUUGUAGAUUGUUAGCUCGUAUAUACGGAAAGAGGAUGCCUAGAACACGUGAAGGAGAGUUACCUCUUCCAGCAGGAUGGGAAGAGGCACGUGAUGCUGAUGGAAAAAUCUAUUUCAUCGACCAUAGUACGAGAAAGACAUCUUGGGUUGAUCCUCGCGACAGAUUGAUCAAACCAAUGUCAUUUGCAGAUUGUGUAGGUGAUGAGCUGCCAUUUGGAUGGGAGAAAGUUUUUGAUCCGUCAGUUGGAGCCUAUUACAUCAAUCAUUUAAAUCAUACCAACCAAGUAGAAGAUCCUCGGUUAGUGUGGAGGAAGGAAAAGGAGUUCAUGCUAAAGGAUUACCUGCAGACCACCGGCCAGGACUCUCCCCAGGGUAUCACCCAGACAGACCUACAGUCACCUCACUUGCUUGGUGACAUCCAGGAACAUGGAUUGCAUCUCAGCCAGGAAGAGAUACAAAGAUCCAAUGAGGCUCUUAGUGGAUGGCAGUCACAUACAAGCUUGAAUUCCAACAGUUCGAGUGGAAGCACCAAGUAUGAUCCGGAUCUCUUGAAGGCCCAGGUUGCCCAUGCCAAGGCCAGGGUAGCCCAAAUCAAGAACGAGCUAUUCCAGGUCCAGGCACAGAUUUUUAAUAGCCAAGAUAGAGGCAUGAAGCGGUCUGACCCCAGUGUUCAGAUAAGCUCUAAUUCUUUACAAUCUAGUAUGCUAAACCUCAAAUCAGCAAUCAGUGAUCAGGAAUUGCUCAAGUCCAUGUCAAGGCUUGGUCACCAUAUAUCAUCGACAUCCAGCCUACCGACAUCGUCAUCCCAUCCUCAGUUGACGAGUUCAUCCCAGUAUGACUUAUCUCAUUACAAACAAUCUAUCAAUGCAAUGCAGCUGAGACAGUUGAACCAAGAUCCUAGUAGAAGCUUGUCAGUGGGCACUCUCUCGUCAAGCUCCAGUAGAGGAUCUCUUGGUCCAUCAAGUCGAGGAUCAUUGGCCUCUAGUAAAGGUUCUUUAAACAGCGCCCUCAGUAAUUCUGAACUUACCAGCAUCCCAGACAUGAAUGACAUCAUUCAGCAGAAGGUUGAUGCCUUGUUACAGGGUGGCAUUGAGGGAUUAGAUUAUCAGAGUUUGUCUACUACCACUCACAACCACCACCAGACAUCACACCCUCAUUACUACAACAACCAGCAACACCCUCCUCAUCAACAAAUGCAGCACCAUCAACAACAACCGCAGCAAUAUCCCCAGCAGCAACAGCCAAAUACCCGACAAGGGGAACCCUCCGUGCCUUCGUUAUCGCCAAGAUCAUCUCUUUCGUCUAUCUCACCCCCUGCAUCGCCUGGCGGAGGCACGGGGAACAAACCCGGCCCUUCAGGCUCAGCUGGCGAUGCAUCUCAUCAAGGUGGUAAUGCCCUUCUCCAGUAUGAAGGCCGUCCUCCAACGUAUCAACAGCACCUAACAAACUUACACAGACAUAGCAAUAGGACUGAUAUCAAACCCCCUCCUGAUUUGGACGGGGAACAACUGGCAGCAUACCUCUCACAAUUGCAGCUGAGCAUGCAGGAUCCGGGGUCAUCAGGGGUCGGGGGUCAAGGUUCACGGGGAGGAUUUGGUUUAGCCAGACCAGGACUUGAUCUCAAGCAUGCUACUUCAGAGUACAGUAGUCAGGAAGGUUAUCUCAAUGCGCAGCUGAGCCCUAUUAGUGAAGGUGUAGAUUUAUUACCAGGGCAGUCUGUAGCAGCUCCACGAAUGGUAUCAGCAGCUGUGUCUGAUGACUCUAUGGCAGGAGAUAGUGGGGUGUAUGAGGCAUCAGCUAAAAGACCCGAUGAGGCAGCAGGUUCAGAGGAGGUGUACGACCCAGCAAACUUCGACAUGACCCAGAUCCUUCUGGGUUGUCAGUAUGAUCCUCAGGAUGGUCUCAUAGUGAUCACCCUAGACAGCCUCAAGAACUUUAGGGAACUACUACCAUCGCAAAACACUCAGUUUUUUAUCAAAGGCAACAUUCAGCCGUGCCCACCCAACUCCAACCUGAGCUUCCAGACCCCACCCCUCCAACACAUGGGUGCUAGUACCGUUUCCUUGGGCCACAAGGUCACUAUACCUAUCAAGGACACCGAGCUUCAUGCACUCACUCUACAGAUCUACAUCUGUUUCUGUAACCCAGAUGGGCUGGAAGACUGUCUGGCCGGUACUCAGAUCAGUCUCCUAGAUGCCUGCUUGCUGAAUCCUGCUUCUCCGAGGUGGUAUACCCUGCUCAACUUCACCCAGCCAGCUUACCCUCAACAUGACAUAGAUACAAGCAGUGAAGGAACAGCCACAUGCACCAGUACUCUAGAGAGAUCCAGUCAGACUCCUAGUCAUAUGGCAGACAUUUUUGAUACAGCGCUUCCAGUUGAAACAAGAUUACGCUCAACGUCCAUGGACAGUUCACUUCUCACCUACCGUCACCCACCACCUGUUACUCAAGUGCCUCCAGACAAUGCCCACCCUCCCUCAUCUCAGCUACCCUACAACCAUACUCCGCCCCACCCCACCUCUGUCACAGGCUACAUCCCACCCCCUACCACCACCCCCUUCCAUGACUCCCCUUUGGAGGUUGGGGGUGGUGUAAGGGGAGGUGGGGACCCUGGUGCUACUCAAGAUCCUAUUUCCAUGAUGACCAACGGGUACUUGGACUCUGUGACCUCAGACAAGGACCCAGGGGACCAGUUUAGUGAUUUCCCUGGACCAAGUAUAACCAGGUCCAAGACCUUUGGAGGUGGAUCAUCAACAGGGAUGUCGAGACCUGCAAUGGCGAAGCUGAAUCGCAGUGAAAGUGAUGGUGCUAUGAUAACGCCCAGAAUGGGUCCAUUCAAGAGGAAUUCUUUGGAACGCAAGAGCUUACGAUUUAAAAAGAUGGAAGGUCAAGGUAGCCGGAGGUCACCUGACUUACGGUCAACGACAAAGGCAGCUAGGAUGGAGAUAGAAGCACUCAAGACUCAAGAGGCACAACUCAAAGAUGAUCUAUUGAAAUAUAGAGAGAUCAAGAGACAGAUGGAAGAAGUACAAUUAAAAGGUAAUCAGAGAUCUCACCCCCGCAAACCUGACAGCGAUAUCCUCAAGAAACUCCUGGACAGUGCUGAGCAGGAGGCGCUGCGGAAGCAACAUCAAAGAGACGCCAUAGAGCAGAGGAUACCCACCGAGUCUACAUCAAUACCUGAAGCAGAUUUCAUGUUGGGACAUGGCUCCACGGUGAUGAACACAGAGAAAGAAGUCCUGACGUCAGAACUGUGAGCCUCUUAUUGAAGGAAGGUCCUCUGUGGAACCUCUAAAGAUCUCACAUGAAAGCUGUUAUCAGCCUUGCCUGUAUCGCACAGGAACUCAGAUGAUGUCCCUGUGACAAAUGGUGCUAGUGCUGAUCAAAUGGGCUUCCAUCUUCUUUGCUGAUGAAGGUUGGGUUCUGUAUCCACUGUGGGUACAACUUCUAUCUCAUCUGGACCCUGCAAGGUAGUCAAACAACUGGCUUAGGAGACAACAACUCCUCUGAUCCUUGGUAACAUUGUCUUUCUUCAGGUGUUGUAAAUCAGCUUCUAGAAGGAAUGUUCAGCUUGGUUCGUCGGCCUUCAGCAACGUCAUUCUGACGCCAUCCUGACAGAAGCAAAGUCAUGUUGUCCUCGCACUACUGUCAUGGCACUGCUCAGGAGAGAAGGAACAUACGAUACGCUUCACCUGCAUUGUAUGUUUACCAUCUUGGUGAAGUAUAGGUCAGCUAUGCGUUUACAUGGUAAUUUGCAGUAUGUCCUCUGAAGAUUCAACUCAACUUCACUCUUUGCAUUGCUCUUUGUUCAAUAUUUCAUUAAUCUUAGGAGCAAUUAGAAGUUGUUUUUGGAAAUUCAAGCGAAGGUUAUAUUGUGUACAACUAAUGGUCAUUGCUGCAUAAAACCAUGCUUACCAGAUUCUCAUGCAAUUGAUAUUUUGCAUAUCGAGCAAAUGGAGAUCACAUUUUUUGAAGUAUUCAACAUUUACUUAUUCAGACAGUUGAUUCAACCAUCAUAUUACUGUAAGUAGAGAGAGAGAGAUAGCGAGAGUUGAAUAGGAGAAAAAGCUGUUAUGAUGAUGAAGAACAUUUUCCUUUCAAAAAGAAAUUCUGCAAUACUGGGUUUGGAUUUCAACAUUCAGUGCAUUCACAAUGCUUCAAUUUCCAUUAUAUGUCAACAGAAUUUUGUUUUACUUGUUAAAUUUUCAACUUUCUGUUUAUUUCCAUUCCAUUUCACUGAAUUCCAUCUGUAACUAUCUAAAUAUUAAUUGUCAUUGUGGUACACAUAGGGGGAAAAGGUGCCAUCUUGUUAGCUUGUUUAUAAUUGUGCACUUUCCUUUGUGAAUUCCUGUGUAUCUUUUUGACAGCUUUCUUCAAGCUUCUGCUUUAUGUAUUCCAUGUGGUUUAGACAUAUUUUUCUUGUCUAUCCAGCGAUUCAAAAUCAUUCUCAUUCUGUAUUCAGUCUUUCCUACCAAAUCUCUUUGAGCCCCCAAGUUAAUCAUAUAUCUUGCAUUUAAUGCAAAUUUGUCAUCGAUUACUGAUUAACUUCUUGCAACAAGGAGUUAAAGGUAAAAAAGGGUAAUUGCAGGAAACAGUUAUUUCAUGAUAAAGUCUUCUAAAUCAAGGUUAAUUGCCACCAUAUUAUCAUAUAUCUAGAUCUGGUACAUUA